Molecule: messenger RNA, 1369 nt
Organism: Lycium ferocissimum
Lineage: Eukaryota; Viridiplantae; Streptophyta; Magnoliopsida; Solanales; Solanaceae
Product: galactinol synthase 2-like
Exons: 3
Coding region: 100-1092 (330 amino acids)
Molecular function (GO): glycosyltransferase activity
Source: RefSeq, a predicted model, not a curated record
ACAUCCACAAAACACAAGAAAUCUUCUCUUCUUAACACAAAUCCUUUUUUUUCCCUCUAAACUCACAUAAAACUUUAUUUUUCCAAAACAAAGUUCAAAAUGACUCCAAAUGUUGUUGGACAGGCAGCCACUGGUUUGGCCAAGGCAGCAAGUUUGCCUAGCCGUGCCUAUGUGACAUUCCUGGCAGGAAACGGUGACUAUGUAAAAGGUGUAGUUGGUUUGGCUAAAGGGUUAAGAAAGGUGAAAUCUGCUUACCCUCUUGUGGUGGCAGUUUUGCCUGACGUGCCAGAGGAACACCGCCACAUACUGAUCAACCAGGGCUGUAUAGUCCGGGAGAUCGAUCCGGUUUAUCCUCCUGAGAAUCAGACUCAGUUUGCUAUGGCUUACUAUGUCAUCAACUACUCUAAACUCCGCAUCUGGGAGUUUGUGGAGUAUAGCAAGAUGAUAUACUUGGAUGGGGACAUCCAGGUGUUUGAGAACAUAGACCAUUUGUUUGACUUGCCAGAUGGCUAUUUCUAUGCCGUGAUGGACUGUUUCUGUGAGAAGACUUGGAGCCAUAGCCCACAGUACAAUAUUGGGUAUUGCCAACAGUGCCCAGAUAAGGUCCACUGGCCUGAAGAAGAGUUGGGACCAAAGCCAAGUCUCUAUUUCAACGCCGGCAUGUUCGUAUUUGAGCCCAGUCUCCCCACGUAUGAUGACCUCUUGAAGACACUUAAAGUAACACCUCCUACCUCAUUUGCUGAACAGGAUUUGUUGAACAUGUUCUUCAGGGACAUUUACAAGCCAAUUCCAAACAAGUACAACUUAGUUUUGGCCAUGCUGUGGCGCCACCCGGAGAAUGUAGAGGUUGACAAGGUGAAAGUAGUUCAUUACUGUGCAGCAGGGUCCAAACCAUGGAGAUACACAGGAGAGGAAGAAAACAUGGACAGAGAAGACAUCAAGAUGCUGGUGAACAAUUGGAGGGAGAUAUACUAUGAUGACUCACUCGAUUACAACAAUAAUGCCAAUAAUAAUAACAAAAAAAUCAUGCCAGCGCUUUCAAAGGACGAGGGCACUAUUGUUCACUACAUGACUGCCCCAUCAGCCGCUUAGCUUGUAGCAAUAUGUAUACAACCGCUUGGUGACAGACACAAGCAAAACUGAUGUUAAUUUGGUCUUCCUUUUUCUGUAUUUUUUAGGUGUAUAGGUUCUAAAGAAAUUAUAGUACUAUAUAUAGCAGGAUUUUUGCUUCCUAAUGCUUACAAGAGAAGAGACGGAGUAUUAUGUAUGUAUUUAGACAGGAGAACGUGCUAUUUUUAAGUUCUCCUUGAAUUUGUGUUUAUUAUUAUGAAUGUUGAAAGAAUACAUGAAUGAACUACGUAUUAUUAGU